Sinocyclocheilus grahami is the source of this 1193-nucleotide messenger RNA. Its product is annotated as F-box/LRR-repeat protein 17-like. Gene Ontology annotation, biological process: SCF-dependent proteasomal ubiquitin-dependent protein catabolic process. Gene Ontology annotation, molecular function: protein binding. Lineage: Eukaryota; Metazoa; Chordata; Actinopteri; Cypriniformes; Cyprinidae. The record is from RefSeq and is a predicted model, not a curated record. Gene Ontology annotation, cellular component: SCF ubiquitin ligase complex. The transcript is spliced from 6 exons. The coding region runs from base 90 to 890 and encodes 266 amino acids.
AACCUGCAGCUUAAAUACUGAGAUGAAAUAUAGUUCAGUUAAAAUGACACUGUGUUUGAAGUGAUGAACAGUCGAUUAACUCGUGUGUAAUGUGCUCUCAGGUGUUUUCUCACCUGUCGGUGAAGGAGAGAUGUCUAGGCGCGUCUCUGGUCUGUAAAUACUGGCGCGAUCUCUGCUUAGACUUCCAGUUCUGGAAACAGAUCGAUCUCAGCGGCCUCCAGCAGGUUAAAGACGAUCUGCUGGUGAAGAUCGCGUCCCGGAGGCAGAACGUCACUGAGAUCAACAUCUCCGACUGCCGUAACGUUCAGGAUCACGGCGUUUGCUCUCUGGCGUCUAACUGUCCCGGUCUGAUCAAAUACACGGCGUACCGCUGUAAGCAGCUCAGCGACGUGUCUCUGUGCACCGUGGCCAUCCACUGCCCGCUCCUGCAGAAAGUGCACACCGGCAACCAGGACAAACUCACGGACCACGCUCUCAAACUGUUGGGUGAACACUGCAAAGAGCUGAAGGACGUGCAUUUCGGCCAGUGCUACAGCAUCAGUGACGAGGGUCUGGUGGCGCUGGCGCAGGGGUGCAGCAAACUACAGAGGAUCUACAUGCAGGAGAACAAACUGGUGACGGAUAAGUCGGUGCAGGCGUUUGCGCAGAACUGUCCGGAUCUGCAGUUCGUGGGCUUCAUGGGCUGCUCAGUGACGUCUCAGGGCGUCAUGCACCUCACCCGGCUGCAGCACCUGAGCAGUCUGGACCUGCGGCACAUCUCUGAGCUCAACAACGAGACUGUGAUGGAGGUGGUGAGAAAGUGCAGGAAACUGACGUCCCUCAACCUCUGCCUCAACUGGACCAUCAACGACAGUUCUGCUGGAAUCAGUGUCUGUGACUGGAGAGUGUGAGGAUGUUGUUGAUGUUCCUGCUGUAACGCAUGGAUUUACAGCCGCCGCAGCCGUUAACACAAUAUUGAAUUUACAGUCCGCCCCAGAUACAGUGCCGUUGUUUUAUGAUUUCUGGAUUUAUUGGAGCUGAGGAUUCUCACCCCUGACCCUUCAUGAAGCGCUGAUUGAUUUCUCCACAGCGUUCCCGUCGGGUUACAGGUUUGGGUCGGUGAGGUCAGACUGAGAACAUGCUGUAAUUUACACUGUUUGACUUUUAUUCAUCCGGAUUCAUGAGCGCUGACGCUCAACCAGUCCUGCGUCAAA